AUGCGCAAGUACCAGACCUCUAAAGGGAGUCGGCGAUCAUUGAUGGACGUCAUGAAUGAUGCGAAGACAGCGGAGAGAGAUCUACGGAAGCGGGCCACUGAGUUCAAGGAUACCGUAGCGGUAACUACUGAUCGUCCGGAAUAUAAACAUAAGCCGUUCUCCCAACGGCAUCUACCACCCAAGCCGGGUCAGGCCGAGAAUCGUGUCGCAUGCGUAGAAGGGUCAUCGAGUGCGGUAGAGUCUCCGUCCGAUCAUGAGACUGUUGGUCUUUGUCGUGCCUCAUCGAUAGAUGACGAUGGCGAUGAUUAUGUGGAAGAUGGCGAGGAUCCGUUCGAUAUAUUCUGCUCCCUCGGAACCGGUGCCCUGAUCGCAACUACUUGUGGUCAUGUGUCCGCCAAUUCGGAUGACACAGGUAUGCCUGCCCGUGAUUAUGAAGGGAUCCGGAGCGAUAUCGAAUCCCCUAGCGGGCAACCCUAUAAUCUGACGCGUUCGGUCAGUAUCAAGUGCGGUGACGAGCUCCUGGUUAGUCCACCAGAUGCUGGUAACCCGGUGACUUUGAUAAGACCCGAUGUGGCUACCAAGUUAAUUAAGGAGGGAUGUGCUCGUGGUCCUUAUUCCUUGAGGGGUACUGGCUUCAAACUCACUGGAGUUACUGGAGGUGAGGCGAUUACCGCGAAGACUUUCGUCGUCAUGAAGGUUCACCUGAAGCCACUGGGGUCCCAGGAGUAUUCCCUGUGUUCUUUCGUACAGGCAUUGAUCGCCCCGGGACUAACUCUGAAGUUCCUCAUCGGCAACAACACACUCCAUUCCUGGAACUGGCGUAGUUUCUGGAGGGGGGCCCCUAACCUCAUCGUUGUGGAUGUCGAAAAGCGAUACAAUAACAAUCUCGAUUCAUGUCUGAUCCCGAAGGAGUCUAUUCGUUCGGAAACAGGAGAACGUUGGAGAAUCGCACUACCCCUGGAGCGUAGUAUGGGAUUCCGUGAGAAGGCUCCUGACUCUCAAGAACAUGCGAAGGUGCUUUGCGGUGCUGUCACGGUCAUCCCGCAAGACGGGGUCCUACAGGUCCCGGUGACUGUUGGGGGCGUAGUCACUGCUGAGCAUCCCCUGUUGAUUACUCCCUCGCUGAGCUUGCUUCCGAAGGGCCUGGAGUUUCCCGAGUGUGUUGUAACUGUCGCGGCUGGCACCUACGCUGCCCGAAUACUAGUGCGUAAUCGUUCCGCAACGGAUCAGCUACUGGAAGCUGGGACGAUCUUGGGGGAGGCGACAUGUAUUGAGGAAAACUUCGACGUACACAACAUGGAGACCAUAACUCAUCGUGCUGCUCUCUAUCGCUGUUCAGAGCAGCGCAAGGCGUGUAUCGUUGUGGGGUAUCUUCCCACAACCACUGAGCGGCGCGUGGUGGUUCGAUUUCCUGGGGAAGAGAACGAACUACCUUUUGCGGUUGAUCCUUCGUAUAUCGGGAUCCCGGAGGAUGGGCGGGUAUUUGAAAGCGGCGAUGAGAGUACAGUGGUCUCUACCGGCUUGCCAAAGCCUCCACCAUUACAACAUCCCAUUGAAGAGGUCCAAGUAGCUCUCAUUGAAUCCGUAGUUGGAGAGAUACUCAAUCCGGAUGACCCAAAGCCCAAGCGUAUCCAUCGGCCCGCAAUUACCCGCAAACGGCAAGGAGGGCCUUCGAUGCUAUCAUGGAAUAUUAAUGGUUUGAGAGGUUUCUUGAAGUCCGAAGCCAAUGUGAGUUGUCUUAAUCGCUUGGUCCGCAACGAGUUACCCGCGAUCAUGGUUCUCACUGAGACUAAGCUUACGCAGGAGAAGAAAGACAGGGCUUUCACCAAGUUGCUAGACUCUCUUCCCGUUCGGUACGAUGUGUUCUCCGCUGAGUCGGCCGGCCGAAAGGGCUAUGCGGGUGUGGCGGUCCUUCUGAAAAGAGCAGUUGACGUUGGCUACGACGAUGGCCUUUGUCUUAUCCACGAGCCUAUUACUGGUAUACCGUCCCGGUUUUUUGAUGGGGAACAAGAUGAGGAGGAAGAUACUACAUCGGGUCGAGUUCUUACCAUAGAGUUGCGGCAAUGCACUCUCGUUGCCGUGUAUGUACCUAACUCCGGAGGUGACCUCCGUUUCCUGGAGUAUCGGUCAAAGUGGGAUGUGGCUUUCCGUCGAUAUAUGAAGUGGUUGCGGUCGCGGGCUGGAGAGAAGCCUCUAAUUAUAGCUGGCGAUCUCAAUGCGUGUGGAUCUGAUCUUGACAUUGGUGAUACUCGAAGGGAGGCGCCACAUAGUCCAUCGAUUCAGCCGUGCGAGGUUGAGGCUUUUGAGAGACUGCAGCGAGAAGUAUCUUUAUGCGAUACAUUCAGAAUCGUCCAUCCCGAAGUAGCUGGCGUUUACAGUUUCUAUUGCAAUGCGUAUGAGAAGAAGCUUAACUUCGGUAGGCGGAUUGAUUAUAUCCUUGUAUCCUCCGAACAGAGCGAUUGUGUCGUAGACUCUACUGUGUUUUACGCGGAGUUCGGUUUGGGGUACCGACCUGAUCAUUGUCCGAUACUUGCCGAGCUUCGACCCUCUUUCUGGGGGGCCACGGAUGUUGCAGUUCAAUGCGGAUCGAACGAUAUCAUAGGCCAUUGCUCAUUCGACGGGGAGUGUCACCAGGCUGCCGUGGAAACAUUCGUUGGCCAGAAAGAGUCCCAAACGGGAUCGGAUGAGCAGUUCGAAGAACAGCGGGAGGUACGAUGUCGCCUUAUGCGAGAACUUAUUGCGGGAUUGAGAUCUAGUGAGCUUCCUCCAUCGACUCUUCUCGACUUGAUAGCACCACUCCUCUACAGCGACGAAGUCGACCUCGAAGAAGACGCUAGAACUUGCGGUCUGUACAACGCCGUGAGUGCUAUGGUAUGCGAUGUAGAGGCGAAAUGUCAAGGAAUGGUGCGAUCUCACUUGCAUCUUGAUGAGACCUGCGUGGCGGGUAACUCGACAGAGAAGGCCCGGUUAGAAGAACUGGUUCUGAGGCAUUGGGAUGUAUUUGAUUAUGAGGGCCGUGAUCUUCCGGAGAUGACUGGGGUGUUUCAUGAGAUACAGCUGUCUCCGGGCGCCCAUCCAGUCUACUGUGCACCCUACCGUAUGUCACCCGAGCAGAAGCAAGCCCUGGAGGAGCAUGUCAAGGACCUUCUCUCCCAGAACCUUAUCGAGCCGUCCCAGAGCGAGUGGCAGUCCCCAGUCAUGUUCAUCGCAAAAAAGGGUGGCGGCUGGAGGGUGGUCCAGGACUUCAGAAGACUGAACCAGCUCACGGAGAUCCCUCGGUACCCGCUUCCCCUGGUUGCACAAGUGCUUGAUGAGCUCAGUUCGUCGAAGAUAUACUCUGCCUUCGAUGCCAAGAGUGGAUUCUGGCAGGUGCCAUUGGCUUCAAAGUCGAGAUAUCUCACCGCGUUUGGGACGCAUGUGGGCCAGUUCCAGUGGAGGAGGAUGCCUAUGGGACUAGCGGGCAGUCCUCCGACUUAUCAGCGCGGCAUGAAUCGUGCUUAUGCUCCAAUCUUAUACCGGUGCUGUAUUCUCUAUUUGGAUGACGCGGUCCUGUACUCGCUGCUGAGGGCAGGCCACUUCGAGGCAUUAGAAUUAUUCUUUGAUUUGACUCGAGAUGCCCACAUCACGCUGACUGCGAGGAAAAUGCAACUCUUCCGCACAACUCUGAAGUACGUUGGAAUGCGUAUAUCUGCCGAAGGCGUUCGUAUGGAUGAGGCUAAGGUGAAUGCCAUACUCGACAUGCCGCUGGGACGAGACUCCCCACUCAAGAAUAUCCGGAGUUUUCUGGGGAGCACCAAUUAUUUCCGGAAGUGGUUGAAGGACUAUUCUCGCGUCACCGCGCCAUUGCGAGCGGUUCUCAAGAAGGACGGCGUUGGUUGGGACAACGAAUGUGAUAUCGCGGUCGCCGAACUCAAGCGGUUGUUGACCUCUGACCCUCUCCUCGUUUGGCCGAAUUUCAGCAAAGAAUUUGAGUUGCACACGGAUGCAUCUGAUGUUGGGUAUGGAGGAGUUCUGAUUCAAAGGGACGCGGAGCACAGAGAGAGAGUGAUCGCUUACGGCUCGAGAGCCGUAGGUGAUCUUGAGAGGAGUUGGACCUCUCAGGAGAAGGAAUGUUACGCUGCCGUCAUAUUCGUCGAGGAGUUCCGGCCUUACCUGCAAGAUAGACCCUUCAAAUUGGUCACUGAUGCUGCAAACUUGCGCUGGCUGCUGACUACCGAACACACCACGCCGCGUCUGAUGCGUUGGGCUAUAAGGCUCUCGGCAUACGGCAUUGAGAUUGUACAUCGGGAAGGGAGACUGAAUGCGGUUGCUGAUAUGCUGAGUAGAGUCUCUCCCAAGCCGCUAGAGGGGCAGGGGGGCUCGACCGUACCCGUCGAAGUGGCGACAGUUCAGGAGGGCAGCGGGAUGGCAGAGAAGACAUCCGAGUAUCUCGAGGCUCUAGAGGACCCGCGUGCGGAGGUUGUACUGGUAUCCGGACCGGCCGGAACGGGAAAAUCCAUGCUGGCUUGUGAGGCGGCUGCCAAAUCGCUCGACAGGGGCAGGGUUAAAAGAAUCAUCAUAACGCGACCCGUGGUGCCCGUUGGUAGGGAUAUCGGAUAUGUUAAGGGAAGCGUCGCGGAGAAGAUGGCUCUCUGGGUGCGCCCGCUCCUGAGUUACCUCUCCCGGUUUUUGUCGGAGGGGAGGGUGAAGGAGUUGCAAGCGGAGGGCAGCAUACAAGUCAUACCGAUCUCGAUGAUCCGUGGUUACUCUUUGGACGACACUUGGCUGAUACUCGACGAGGCUCAAAAUUGCUCGGCGUCGGAAUUAUGGGCCGUGCUCACUCGCGCCGGAAUAGGAAGUCGGAUGGUGGUGAUCGGUGAUAUGGAGCAAUGUGACGUGUCCCGCGACAGCUCGGGGUUUCAGGAGCUUCUCAACAAGGUUGCUAAACUCGGUCCUGAACCACCCCUUUCUAUCCGAUCAGUGGUAUUGACGAAGGCCGACUGCAAGCGGUCCCCGGUGGUGAAACUACUACUAGAAUUGAAGGAUCGUGUUAUAGCAGGUGUGGUCGAAUGCUGUGAGAAGAUUGACUAUAUUGGUUAUGAUGACUUGCCAUCCAGUGCGAACCUAUUGUUACAGGAGUGGGUUGGACAUGUGUGCGGUGUGGUUCCCAUCUCCAAGAGUCACCUUGGGAUGUCACCAGAAACCUGGACUGUUCGGCGUCCGCUAAAAGCUGUCCUCGCGGCAGUCAAGCAGCUCCAUCCCAGUGUUACAUUUGAGGCUGUUAGGAUUGAACGUGGAGGUAUUCGUCUGGUUAAGUGCCGCGGUGUUGUAGGUAUGGAGACUGCAACGGCCGCCCUGGAUAUAGGCUUUCCGCUUUCUAAGGAGAUUGAUGUGUCUUCAUCUACAUUCCUACCGUUGCUCGCCCCCGAAUUGGUAGAAUGGAUUGGGCCGUUACUCGUGGAGGAAGUUGAGGAGGCGUUAUCGAGUUAUACUUGCUUUACCGGUAGCGAGGAUCCUGACGACGUCGCUGUCCGUAAGGCGGCAGAAGCGAUGGUUCAUCACAAACCGGUGCGUAGGCUACAACCAUCUCCGUCGGCAUCUCGAACUCGGCGUCAAGCAGCCUAUAGUAAUCCCUGCCAGAAGUACGGCUGUACUAGGACUGCCGAUCUCUCGGAUGGUAUAGAGCGCCUCUGCAAAUACUGUGUGGAUCUCUGUAAGAAUGAUACCUGCAGGCGACCGCGUGCUACUGGCUCGCUCUACUGUACGAGCUGCAAGAGAAAUUUCAGCGAAGGGGAUGCCGAGUGUGAGGGAUUACAAGCUGCAAUAGAUUAUGAUAAUCCCGGGGUGCAGGAGGCUGACGAUGGCGAGGUUCCGGAAGGAAUUCAGCAGUCUUUGGACGCAUCAUUACUCGCGGACCUUCGUCGUCGCGAUCCUUCAUCGGAAACGCUCCGAUAUGUGAAGCAGUUGCAAGAAGAGGAUCCGGAGAUUGGACCCCUCAUCAAGUUCCUCAACGGUGACACUGCGGGACUGACCAAAGAUACGGUUCUUAAGAUCCGAGCGAAGGCGGAGCGACAUUAUUUAGACCAGCUCUUGAAGCGCACGCAGUAUGAUGAGUCGCUCGACACAAUCUUCCAUCAAAUUGUGGUUCCCCAAGCCCUACGUGCCUCUCUUCUUGACCUCUACCAUAAUGGGCUCGAAAGCGGCCAUCCUGGUCGGUAUGGGAUGUAUAAUAUGCUGAGGAGACAGUUCUACUGGAAGGGCAUGUGGCGUGAUUGCUCUGAUUACGUCCGCCGCUGCAUAACUUGUCGUAGUAUCAGGAGGGGGCCCUCGGUUUACGGUAAUGUGCAUCAACAUUCACGUCAUGUUGCUGCUGCGAUGCAACGGGUGGGUAUUGAUUUGGUUGGCCCAAUUCAUUUACCUCAGUACACUCCGCAGGAUCAGUCGGCAUUCCCUCUUUAUUGUUUGGUUAUGUUAGACGUCUAUACUGGAUGGUUGGAAUUGGCUCCACUUUACACUAAGGAAGCUAAGGAGGUGGCACAAGCUAUCGUGGACAAUUGGAUAUUGCGACAUGGCCCAUUUUGUGAACUACUGUCGGAUCGAGGAGGAGAAUUCCUGAACGAUGUUAUGGGCAGCAUCUGUCGGACCCUCAACAUAACUCAUCUCGUGUCCUCGGGGCACCGGCCCCAGACUAAUGGGUGCACAGAGCGUAUAAACCAGGAGUUGGUGCGCAAACUCAAGAUCUGGGCUGAGGAGUUCGGAGGGGAGUGGUGGCGAGCCUUGCCGGUUGUCCAGCAUGCUCUACGUGUUAUUCCGAGACGAGAUUGUGGGUUUUCCCCAUUCGAGUUGUUAUAUGGUCGUAUCCCUCAUACUAUGCUCGAUCAGAUGUUACAAGAUGUGCUGUCCCAGGUGAAGCCCGAAGUUGAUGAUUAUUAUAUUAAAUUGAAGCGCACGCUUACGAAAAUCCGUGAACGUUUUGCUUCGGUGCGCAGCUUCUCUCAGGACAGACGGGAGGAAGAAUGGAAUGACGAAUCCCGAGUAGAGGAUUUUCCUCUCGGCUCCCAUGUCCUAUACUAUCGUGAGUUGGGUGAUAUGCGAGGAGGAUCCUCAAAGUUGGUUCGCCGUUGGCAUGGACCUUAUGUUGUGGUGAAGAAGCUGAGUGCUGUCAACUACCUGCUCGCUGAUAGUCUGGAUCCUGGGAGUGUCUGGCUCGAUUCGUUUGUGGCUCAUACCAACUAUAUGGUCGACUGUCCUGAGGAUAUGAGAGGUUAUUAUGAAAAGCGAUACAGUCUACCACCACCUGCGGAUUUUUGGGAUUUCAAUGUCAUUCCCGACUCUGUGGGAGUGGGUACGAUUCUUCUCGUCGCCGGUUCCACUGACGACCGAAAAGUCUGGCAUGUUGGGCGUGUCAUUGAGAGGCAUGCUGAUAAUGGCCGACUCCUAUUACAUUUGCAUGACUUACCGAAGGAUUCCAAGGCGCCCUGGCACGGACCAUUCCGGCCCUCUUAUCGGCACCGUUUGAAUGGGGGAGUCUUCGUGACGGUGGGAAAGGUUAAUGGUCGCACUUUCCGUAUGCGAGUAUGUGAGGUACUCGGCAACAAUAUUAUGCAUGUGGAUGCUCUAGACUCUCGCGGGUAUCUUCGUGCCUCAGCUGUUGCCGAUCUCGAGAUCUACGGUCUGCAUUCGGGGCGGUCACCCACCACCUCCCCUCUGUGA
Messenger RNA from Perkinsus marinus ATCC 50983, 7692 nucleotides. RefSeq names its product retrovirus polyprotein, putative. NCBI's taxonomy places the organism in Eukaryota, Perkinsozoa, Perkinsida, Perkinsidae. The coding region runs from base 1 to 7692 and encodes 2563 amino acids. Gene Ontology annotation, molecular function: ATP binding; DNA binding; endonuclease activity. The record is from RefSeq and is a predicted model, not a curated record. The transcript is spliced from 2 exons. Gene Ontology annotation, biological process: DNA integration; DNA repair.